ACUAAUAAUACUAAUAAGUUUAAAUAUAUAAUAUAAUUUAGCAAGUGAUUAGAGACCUAUGGUUAAAAUAAAAUAUUGAUAUAACAGUUUGUGAAAAAAUAUUAAUAAUAAUAAAGAAGACCAAUCAAGACCAAUAACAACAAUGACUGAAUUAACGAAUCCCAUAUUUUCAUUUCCCUUUCAACCUUAUGAUAUUCAAAAGAAAUUCAUGACUGAAUUAUAUUUAACAAUUGAAGAUAGAAAAUAUGGUAUAUUUGAAAGUCCUACUGGAACCGGUAAAUCUUUAAGCAUUUGUUGUGGGGCCCUUCAGUGGCUUAAAGAUAGCAACAAGAAAAUUUUAGAAGAUCUAACCAAGGAAAUAGAUCAAAUUAAACUUGAACUUUCAAGUAAAACAGAUACUGAUGAUUGGCUCCAAGAAGAGUAUAAUAAAAUAAACAAGACCCAAAAUUUACUAAACUUGCAAAUAAAAUUUAAUAGAAUAAUGCAGAAAGAGAAAGAGUUUGAUGAAUUAAAAAAGAAAGUUAUUAAACAAAACAUUAGUUUUAAUAAAAAUGAUUAUUUUAUCAAUAAAAGAGAAAAAAAUAAUAAAACAAAUGAUGAAAAAACAUUAGUAGAAAAAGAAAAUAUUGAUGAUCGAGACCUCAUCAUAGAGGAAAGCGAAAAUAGGGAAGAUGAUUCUGACAGUGAAGAAGUAAAUUUAGAUCCUAAUGAGGAAAAUAACACUAAGAUUUAUAUAAGUAGUAGAACUCAUAGUCAGCUGUCACAGUUUGUGGGUGAAAUCAAACGAACGGUAUUCAAUGAUAACACUAGAGUAAUCACCCUUGCUUCGAGACAACAUUACUGCAUAAAUUCUGAUGUAAAUAAAUUAAAUAAUGUUAAUCUUAUUAAUGAAAGAUGCCUCGAUAUGCAGAAAUCUAAAACGAAAUCAACUUCCAUUGCUGAAGAGGGUAAAGUGUUGAAGAAAACAAAAACAAAAUCUUGUUCAGCAUGCCCAUACUAUAAUCAGACCAAUAUAACUAAGUUAAAAGAUCAAUUACUUGUUGAAAUAAUGGAUAUGGAAGACAUAAUAAAGUGUGGUAAACAAUUGAAAGCAUGUCCUUACUAUGCUUCCAGGAUGGCAUUGGAUGAGUCGGAGGUAGUAUUAAUAAGCCAUGCUGGCAUAGUUAGUAGUGGAGCAAGAUCAGGAAUAUCUCUAAAAUUAAAAGACAAUGUUUUAAUCUUAGAUGAAGCCCAUGGUUUAACUGCAGCUUUAGAAAAUGCUCAUUCUGCACCAGUUUCUUCCAGACAAUUGGGAUCUGUAAAGACAUUUUUGGAUUUCUACAUUAACAAAUACAGGACUCGUUUUAGUAGCAAGAGUCUUUUGCAGUUGAAUCAAGUUAGUUUUGUUAUUGGAAAGUUAUUAGGUCUUAUAAAACCAAAAUCGGCAAAUGAUAAGAAGCAACAAGUGACAAUAUACAAACUUGAGGAUUUUGUAAUACAGUCUGAAAUAGAUCAUAUGAACCUACGUCCCUUAGUGGAAUUCUGUAGACAUACUAGAUUGGCCCCAAAACUACACGGGUUUUCGAUAAGAUAUAGCCAGCAAGGGCUUGAAGAGGAAAAUAAAAAAGAAUUAAUCAACAAAAAGGCUAAUUUUAAGGAGUUUCUUAGUAACAUAUCAAAGAAGAAAAAUGAAUAUGAGCAAGUUGAAAACACACCAAAAUUAGAAAUCAAAACAAAUAAUCAGAUGCCUGUAUUAUCAACGGAAACAUCAGCCGGUAGUGGGCUAUAUGCUAUACUGGAUUUCUUGGAGAGGUUGUGUGACCGAAGUGCAAAUGGGAGAGUUUUAGCGCAACUUGGGGAAACUGGACAGCUCAAAUAUCUUCUUUUGAACCCAGCAGAACAUUUCGAGCAAGUUGUCAGUCAGUGCAGAUCUGUUAUUGUAGCAGGAGGCACGAUGGAACCAGUGAAUGAGUUUCAAGCGUUGCUAACAAAUAACCAGUCGAGCACAGAAUGUGUUAAUAUCGUAAAAUGUGGACAUGUUGUCGCGCCAGAGAAUGUAUUGGGAGUUUGUCUAUCAAAAGGUCCCUCCAAUAUCAGUUUGAAUUUUUUAUAUGAAAACCGAACUUCAAAAGAUUUGCUGAACGAAGUUGGUCGCAUACUAAGAAACGUUUGCAGCAUAGUACCCGACGGUGUCGUAUGUUUUCUUCCAUCGUACUCUUACGAACAGAUGUUGUACGAACAUCUUAAUUGCAGUAAAGUCAUCGAAAUUAUAAGUAAAAAGAAAAAGAUAUUCCGGGAACCUAAAUUAGCAUCGGAAGUUGAUGAGGUUUUACAAAAGUAUGCAACAGCUAUAAAUAGUAAAGGUACAGGGACAGAGACCCAUAAUGGUGCUCUCUUAUUUAGUGUUGUUGGUGGAAAAUUAAGUGAAGGUCUAAAUUUUAGUGAUAAUUUGGGUCGAUGUGUGAUGGUAAUCGGAAUGCCUUAUCCAAACGUAAAAUCCCCAGAGCUACAAGAAAAGAUGAGUUAUAUGAACAAAAUAAAGCCUGGUGCAGGAAGCGUUUACUAUGAAAAUUUGUGUAUGAAAGCUGUCAACCAGUGUAUUGGUCGAGCUGUGAGACAUGCCAAUGAUUUUGCUUGUGUUUUGCUAGUAGAUGAAAGAUAUUCUAGACCUCAAACCAUUACAGCUUUACCAUCAUUUGUCCAGAAAUCUCUAAUAUCAAAUUGCACAUUUGGUCAAACAAUGGGAUGUGUGGCUAAGUUUUUUGCAAGGCACAAGGAGGAAAAAAAUAUUAAUGUUUCAAAAUAAUUUAUUUUACAAUUUAACACAUAACCUGUUUUAUUAUAUAUAACUGUGAUAAAUAUUUCUUUUUACGUGUGGUUUUUUUAUUACUAUUAACCGACACAUUCUUUAAACAUAGUAAGUUAAAAAACUAUUAACAAGCAAAUAAUAUGAUAAAUUUAUA
This is a messenger RNA of Nymphalis io (European peacock), 2942 nucleotides long. Its product is annotated as ATP-dependent DNA helicase DDX11. Gene Ontology annotation, cellular component: nucleus. Gene Ontology annotation, biological process: establishment of sister chromatid cohesion; nucleobase-containing compound metabolic process. The transcript has 14 exons. Gene Ontology annotation, molecular function: DNA binding; hydrolase activity, acting on acid anhydrides, in phosphorus-containing anhydrides; DNA helicase activity. The record is from RefSeq and is a predicted model, not a curated record. The coding region runs from base 143 to 2785 and encodes 880 amino acids. Lineage: Eukaryota; Metazoa; Arthropoda; Insecta; Lepidoptera; Nymphalidae.